Messenger RNA from Scaptodrosophila lebanonensis, 9371 nucleotides. RefSeq names its product protein unc-79 homolog (gene unc79). NCBI's taxonomy places the organism in Eukaryota, Metazoa, Arthropoda, Insecta, Diptera, Drosophilidae. The coding region runs from base 132 to 9371 and encodes 3079 amino acids. The record is from RefSeq and is a predicted model, not a curated record. The transcript is spliced from 30 exons. Gene Ontology annotation, molecular function: protein binding.
UUUUUCUUCGUGGUCACGGUGCGCUGUAAAACCCGUAAAAAAUUGCAAAUUUAUUGAAAAAACUAACAAAUUUCGAGAAUGCGAAGUCCCUCGGCAGCAGUUUCGGCAAUGCGAAGGAUUUGUCUGAUAUAAUGACUGGCAGCUUUAAGGUGCAACUCAUCAACAUGGGCACUCGCGCUGCCGCCUUUCAGGCAAAAUUGAGAGCCCUUCAUGAAUACCAUGUACGUCUAUUGCACAAUGUCUUGCCUGCACCAUCUGGUGUUGAUAUUGCUAACAAUAUUAAAUACUUUUCUCAAACUCUACUAACUGUCCUUAAAGAUGUGCGCACUUCGCCACACGAUCUUAUACGCGAUCCUCUAGAAGAUCCCACACGCAUGUCUGCCUAUCCCAAUCUCGAAUAUGGCAAUCUCUAUAAUGCUUUAACUAUGCUCAUCGAUGUGGCACCUUGCAUCCAGUAUGGACAAAUCGUUUUCGGCAAAGCUCUACUCCAAUGUCUAAGCUGCAUUCUACCCUUCCUUGAUAAGGAUCUAAUCGAUAAUUUACCCUAUCUAGUAAGCUCUACUAUCUCUGUACUACCACCAGCAUUACAUCAGGAUAUUGUAAAUGCACUCUGUUACUAUAUCUUGCCAUUCACCAUCACCCGCCGCACUGCUGGCUCUGACGAGCAGGAAUGCCAGGCUUGUCAGUCGGUCUCUUCGGUCAUCAUGAUGGUGUUGCAGUACUCUAAUAAUCCAGCCCAUCAUUGUCAACUGCUCGAAUGUCUGAUGACUCUGAAGCACAAUGUGGUGAAGGACAUUCUUUGCGUUGUCGCUUAUGGCACUGCUGUCUCUCGCACCUCUGCGGCCAAACUGCUGUUCUACUACUGGCCUGCCUUUGAUGCCAAUCUCUUUGAUCGCAAGGUCUUGCUUUCAAAACUCACGAACGACUUGGUGCCCUUCACCUGCCAACGGGAGCAUUGUCCGAACGCUGGCAAUGCGGAGGCCGCCAAAGUCUGCUAUGAUCACAGCAUUAGCAUCACCUACGCCCCAGACUGUCCGCCCCCACUCUAUCUGUGCAUCGAGUGCGCGAAUGAGAUUCAUCGCGAGCACGCCAAUUUGGAGUUUGGCGACAUACUGCAUCCCAUGCAGCAGGUCUCUAUGGUGUGCGAGAACAAGAAUUGUCGCUCAAACGAAAAGUCCGCCUUCUCCAUUUGCUUCUCCACCGAAUGCGCCAGCUACAAUGGCAAUCAUCCCAUCCGAUACUGUGCCCAGUGUCACAGCAAUCGCCAUAACUCCCGACGUGGCGGCGAUCAUGUCGUUCAUCGCAGUCUGCAGCCAGCCUGGCAAAUGGAUCCCGAGAUGCAGAUGCAUAUGGUCGAGUGUGUGGUCAGUUUGUUGCGUGAGGCCAAGCCCCUGAAUUUCGAACCGGGCAAGGACUCCAGCGACGCAAAGAAGAAUGGCGGCACCGGCACUGCAGAUAAUAUUUCGCUCGAGGAACGCCAAAUGUUGGGUCGCUAUGGCAUCUGGUUGCUGGUCGGACGAUGCACACCCACGGCUGAUACGCCGGUCGAGGUAUUGGGACGAAUUCUGAGCAUGCUCUUCCAUUGGUUUCAUGUCACCGCCUAUUCCUAUGAUGCUGCCGGUCAGAUUGAGAGCACCAUUGAGAAGCUAAAAGUCGAUCAUGUUUGCAAUUGGCUGAAGGAGAUCUGUCGCAUACAUUACAACGUUUUCAUUGCCUGUCUGCUGCCGCAUCCACCGGAAUAUGCACGUGUCGGGGGACAUUGGGAGACUUUGGCCUCACGCACCAGUCACCUAAAAGAGGGUCUCCAACGUCUUAUUUGUCUGGUGCCCUAUGAGGUUAUAACGUCAGAAAUAUGGGACUACGUUAUGCCGCACUGGAUGGAGGCCAUAACCAACGAUGUGGCCGAAAAGGAGCUGAAUGAGCUAAAAAUUGUGCUGAGCAAAAUAUUGGACCCAGAGAUGUCGCCCCUGGGCUUCGAUGCGAAAACGAUGUACAAUUUUGUGGCCAUACGGUUUGAGAAGACAACGGCCAAGGUGCAACAACAGGCCUUGCAUUGGCUACAGAUUCUGACCAAACUGGAAAUAUUGAUACCACUGGUUCAGCUGUUUGCCAUGUUUGGCGAUGGAGUUCGUAUCAUGAAAUAUGGCAUACAACACGAGCUCAUGCGUGAGAAGGAGAAGGAGCCACCGUGUCCAACAGCCAAAGCUCCCAAAACGCCAUGCAAAGAAGCAAAGGCUGAUAUGGCGAAUCCACCCAGACGCAGUUCGAUUUCGCCCGUUGUGGAAGACGACUCUGGCAACACUUCGGCAAUAUCUGAUGAUGAGGGCCCCACUAACCGACACACUGAAUUCUCAACCGAUGCCGAGCACAAUCUCACCUGCUGCAUACUCAUGUUGGACAUCCUGCUGAAGCAAAUGGAGCUUCAGGAUGUGGAACAGCACAUGGGCAUACACACAAGUGUCUGCGAGAAUGUGUCGAGGCUGAUUAAGUGUAUGGUAACAGCAGCUCGGGUGGGUCUAAGCAGUCAUGUGUGUUCGCUGAAGGUUGCUGAAUGUGCUUACUGUGAGGCCUCGAUUAUGUGGCAUCAGCUUUCCACCAAAUUGGUACAGUUUAUGGCACCCCUGAACCCCGUUCGACCGCCCGAUGUACCUAUUGAGGACAUCAUUGAGGAAGAAAAGUCCUCACGUAAAUCACCACCCGAAUCGGAUAAGGAAAAAACCCGAGAGCGCGAUGUUUCGCUAUCUAUGGCACCACUUCCCAUACCACUCGGUCCACUCGGCGGUUUUGCAGAUAUCUUUAAGCUAGAUCAAUUCUUUUCAGACGAUGGAAAAAUUAUUAUAAUGGCAGGUCCAGUGCCGGUCGCCGUGCCCCAACCCGAGCCACAUUCCGUGGGUGGCGUUCUCGUACACAUGCCCCAUGUCUGUUCCAAUAACGAUAAUGGGCAUUCAGUUGAUAAUAUUGAAUUGAGAAAAGUUCACGCCACAGACGAGAUCAUGACGGCCACAGUAGAAACUGUUUCAGAGCAGCUGGAUUUGGCAUCUAUAUUGCCAUCUGAUCGAGCCAUAGCACGUUCCAUAACACUGUCCGAUGCCGAUGUGGGCAGCGCCAAUGUCAGCGUUACGAAAGCCUCGGUAAUGGGCGAGAAUGGUGUGAAUGGCAGCGGCGCUGGGGAAGAUGGCAGCGGCUCCGAUGACGAUGAAGAGGAGGAGGAUAGCGACGACUUUUGGCAUACAUCUGUGGGAAAAUUCAAAUUCACGCUCGAUCAGCUGCCCCAAACACUUCAGUACAUACAUCAGCUGCUAACAGAAAUACCCACUAUCAAGAAGCCAGAGAUUUUGUACUACGUACUACAAUGUCUGAAUACAAUGGCACUGCAUGGCGAUGCUUUGGCGAAGGCAGCUCGCGAACAGCGUGGCUUUUUCAUAUGGUGUCAGGAAAAUUUGCUGAUCAAAAAUUUGUGGGAGUUAUGCAAUGCCGAGCACUCGCACAUCUGUCAGGUGGGCGUGCCCUUGCUACUUCAUUGCAUUACCCUGCCGCUGGGCUCCGAUGUCUUCUGGCGUGUGGUCCAGGAGGCCUUUCAUGACACCGACUGGCGUGUGCGCUUCACAGCAGUGGAACGAGUAACCGUGAUUACACGUUUUAUGGAUUCGACGCCGUUGCGCACCGAAGUGGGCCUACAAACGGCCCUAGCCACUGCAUUCUGUCAUCUAAUCGCUAGCAUGGAUGACAUCAAUGUGUAUGUGGCACAGCGUGCCACGCUCUAUAUCGGAACCAUACAUGAUACGGCAAUACGGUCACUGCUCUUCUGCUUGGAGUCACAAUUCGAUCUAUUCAUUGUGGAUAGACCGGUGGUAUUACAAUCCGUUUAUCAGCUCCACAACUCCCUAUCCGAUCGCAAAAUGCUCAAUUGGGAAUUCUUUCUAAAUCGCUUUGAUACGCUUUUCGUCGAGGCACAAAUCAAUUUGGAGAAAUGUGGCGAUAUAUCAUAUUUGCGUGAUCUGCGCAACUCGGACAAUGGCAGCGAAGCAUUAUCGGCAAAAAUACUGAAAGCACGAGAGGCUCUCAGUCAGUCCGACACCAGUGGUAGUAUGGCCAAGACCCUGAGCGCCUCCUUUGGCACCAAAUGGCCCUACAAACGCACAAUGUCUGCACCAGCGAGCAUGGUACCGCGUCAGGACUCUAAAUUUGUGCCCGAAAAGGAGAAAAUUUACAGUCGUCAGGUGUCGGCGCCCAUACUUAAGCGGAAAACGUCGCGGUUCGGAUUGGGUCAGUUUUUAGGCAGUAGUAGUGGCAACCAAAGUACAGCAAAUACAGCUAGUCAUAGUUUGGCCACAACUGGCAACACGCACACCUUACAUACACGUGCCAAGGUCACACACCAGCCCUGUCCCGUACACCAGCCACAGAGCUUUCCAAGCACACAACACACCGCAUUCCUUUACCACCACCACCACCACACACAUGCAUCACACCAUCCACAACCACACCCACAUGUACUCCCACACCACCAAUAUCACCAGCAUCAUGCCGGUAGUAGUGCACAAGUAGCGACCACAUCAACGUUAUCCUCUACUCAUAGUCAAAGCCAUCAGUAUUUAGUGCAUUGUGUACCGCCUAGUCAAACGCAUCAUAGUCCAAUGCCGACGCUCCAAGAGGCUGAAAUAAUGCUGCGCUCCCAGGCAGCUCAGCAAACAUUCCAGACUUCGUCGACGACGCUCUCCCAACACCAGCAGGCAGAGCCACAACGAACAUCGGCAGUUGCAACACCAUCCAUUACUAUGAGCAGUACUAGCCACGCAGUUGCCACCUCUUAUCAUUCCCAUUUCCAAAAACAUCCUUCGGCACCAAAUCUGUUGCCGGCACAACCCGCAAUUGUGCCAGCGCCCAGUCCCAGUCCCUCGGCUCUGACAUUUCCAAUGCAUUGCACUUGUGAUGUUGCACCACCACCACAUGCAAUUACCAAUAGCAGCACUGCUGGCACCACAGGCACCACCGCCAACCCAGAUGGCCACAUCCACUCACUGGGCGGCCUGAAUGAUGACCAUCUGAUUGGGCUUCUAAGUCGCAUAACAGAGCUGGAGGAAUCGGAUCGUGAGACCAUACACUUGCUAGUAUUUUUAUUAAUGCAAUUUAUGUCACGGACGGAUCAGGCAUUUCCCUCGGAAGACAAGCCCGUUACCAGGACCCAGAAUAUUGUAUUGAAACAUUUGUUUUUGCUUUUGGGCCAUAAUCAAAUUGACAAGACAUUCCACACCUCGCCAGACUCCCUGCGCGUUUCUGCCGUCUUUAAUGCCUUCCUGGCCAACUUACCCCAAGUUCUGGAUCAGAAUCAUCUAAUUGGGGGCCUAAUUUUGCCUUCGGUCAUGCAAAUCAUAUUGUACGCGCCUAAUCCCACAAAUACGUCGGGCGAUUCGUAUCAAAACUUGGUAUUCAACUAUUCGCUAUGGCAUUUGGAGCAGUAUCCCCGUCGAAAUUGGCUCUUCACCCUGCUCGUAGUGCUCUACAAAUACUCAUACACACAGCCCCCACUCAGCGGCUAUGUGAUCUCGGCUAUACGCAUAAUUAUGAAUAGCAUGCGCGGACAUUUCCAUCAAUGCCGACGCAUACCAACCACCACGAUUUUGGAUAUACAGGGCGUGGGUGGAGCAGCACGGUCGCGGGACGUCAGCCAGCCUUCGCUGGGCACAGACCCGGAUGACAAGGAAGCCAGUCCGCCGGCGAGUCCCAUGUUUCCAUCCGAGGGCACCAGUGCAGCGUCCAAAAGCAAGGGACAGAAUGUGGCCUUCACACCGAAAUUGCAGCACGCUUUCCGCAAAUACAACGACUCCAGUCUGGAUGCUGAUGAAACGGAAUCGGAGCUGGUGGCCAUACCAGAAAGCGAUUUAUCUGACAGCACUCUCCACGGCAGCAGCGCCCCGGGCUCCUUUGAUGACACCAUACACUUUGAGGAUGUGAUGCCCGCCAAAUUGGAAACACUGCGCCAUCGCCGAGGCUUGGAAUACACCGAAGAGAAAUCCACCAAGGUACACAAAUCUAUGAUUACAACCAAAACUGGCGAUACAUAUACAACGAAAAUCAAGGCAACAACCAGUGAGACUGUCAGCACCACUGUUGUGACCACACACACUCGCCACAGCCUGCAGGAGGGUGUGCGUAUGAUUGUUACACCUUUGGUGGGCGCCGAGACCGCAGAGACGGCCAUCGUAAGUCCUCCGGUGGAUGUGCAUCGCGCUGUGACUGUGAGGAAUAAGUCGCUGGAGAAUGCGGCCGCCUCCACCUCGAAAAUGUUCGCAGCCAUUGCCACAAAUCAUCUGAAGGCACUGGGAGCUCUACAGGAAGUGCCCACGGGCAAGAUUAGCGAGGCUAAGGCAAGCGGUUCCAGUAGUGGCAGUCGCUCGACCACCAACGGCAGCAGCUCCGGCAGUGCUGGAAAGCCAACAACCACAGCUGCUGCUUCUGCUGCGGCGGCUGCUAGCAGUUCCAAGCCCAUUGGUCGGCACAAGACGAUUGUCGAGUGCAGCGCUGGCAAUUCAUCCUCAUCCAACACCACUUCUAAUGCAGAGGAGACGCGUCAUAAGAAAUCGCAAACCAAAUCCCUUAAGCGCUCGGACAAGACUUAUGGCUCGCCCGACUCGCCUCUCUCCAAGAUGAACGUCAUGCCCAAUCCGCGUGACGAGGCCGAUGCUGCCUUGUUGCCACCGCCCAAGAACAUUGCCCAGCUGGAGAUACCCACUCCGGAGCGUUUGCUGCCGAUUGGCACACAGGACUCAGUGGCCGCAUUGGUGGAACGUGUGCGCGAGGGUCUCCAUUUGCCCGACAUAAGUCACUUGAAGCAGGACAGCCUGGAUGUUUCCGAGAGCACCAAGGACGAUGUGACGCCCAGCAGUCGCACUGCAUCGCCGCGUCGUCUAAUCAAACAAGUCGCGCUCGAAUCACCGCCCAAUCCCAAUGCGCCUCAGCCCCAGAUUGCGCCCUCAACUGCGCAGUCCCAACAACAACCAGAUCUACACACCUCUAUCUUGAAGAAUGUCUCACAUGACCUAAGAAGUGGUGCGCAUGCGCCCGGACAUGUCAGUGAUCGCCAACAUGCGGCAGGCACCUCAGCCGCAACUGGCAGCAGUAUAAAGCGUCCCCGUCAGAAACUAGCGCCGUUCAAUGUGGACACAAAUGCCAUACCAGAUAUACGCUCCCGAUUUGCCGGAUCAUGGCCACCACCGCCCUUCCAACCAGCCGAGGAUAAUGACGACGAUGCCGACGAAGCACCAGAGACGGCCAAUGGACACACCUCACAGGCGGGCCCAUCAGCGCAGGCACAUCGCGGAAGCUCACGUCGCGUUGGCGACUAUACAGUGGUUGAGCGCUGCUCGGAUUGCGGCGCCGUAAUUGAAGAAUACACGGAUGAGGAGAUCGGCAUUUUGAUAGUCAUACUGGGAACGUUUAUACAUCGCGAGCCCGCUAUAGCAGCACCAUUUCUACCAGAGAUACUAACCAUGACAUCACGCAUAUGCCUAAGCUGUACACAUGCGUGGCAGGGGGAGAAUGGGCCGCCCCUGGCAAGCAGCGCCCAAGCUGUGGCUCUGCAAUUCAUACGCUGCGUUCUUCAUCAGCUGGCCCCGAAUGGCAUCUUCUCGCAGGUGUUCCAAACGCAAAUGAAAAUGAAAAUACGACACAAUCAUUUUCGCAGCAUUGCCAAAGCCUUGCAGGACUUUCAGGAUUUGAAUGCAACAAGUCCCAUUUAUAUGGUGUGCGAAUCGUUGACCUCCAAAAAGGCGCUACCGGUCGAACAGCUGCCGGUAAUCUUCCGAAAUAUGGCCGAGUACUUGCAAUGUGUGCCCGUCGAGGCGGGAGUGGGUCUGGCUGUCUGGUCGCAGGCAAUGCAGGCCAUGGAAUCGCUACUACGACAGGUUAUUGUCAUCAUGCCCAGUCUAAGCAAUCCUGAGUACUUGUUGGAUCUGAUUGCAUCCACAUUGCGUUUGAAUUGUGUGCCCAAAACACUGCUCGAUCCCUAUUCCAAAAUCAUGGCAUAUUGCGUGCAGCACACGAAUCUGGAAUACCAAACCAUUUACGAUCUGUGCACGCUGAAUACACGCUCCUUUAAUAAGGAUCGCGACAAAAACUUGCUCUGCCGUCAAAUGAUCUACGAAUUUGUCCAGGCCCUUAAAUUUAAAUCCAACAUACCUGAUCAUAAUCUGCUGAUGAUCAUUGGUUUUGUUCUGCUCGAUGCCGGUGGCACUUUGCCGCCAGGAGCCCUGCCUGGUCUGCCAGAGACGGCACCAGCCUUGACCACAAAUGCCGCCGACUGCUUAAGGCAGUACAUUAGUAACGACGUCAUCGAUUUUCUAGCUGAUUUUCAUACGCUCAGCAAAAUUAAGAAUUUCAAGAAUGGACAAACCUCCAAUGGCUUGGGUGAAGAUACCCUCGGAGGCGUGUUGAAGGGUGCCGUGGCGCAAUAUUUGGCGCUGGAAAUGUCGCGCGGGAAUUCGCGAGACAACAGGGCAGUCACACGCUAUCUACCUUGGCUCAACAAUGCUCCUUCCUCGUUGCAGCAAGGACCGAAGGAGUUUACUGAGUGCGUGGGGCAUAUGCGUCUGCUAUCGUGGCUGUUGCUCGGCUCACUCACACACAUGGCUCUGAUGCAGCGACGCGCGGAAACCCAAGCCCUGCCACCACCCACACCACCCCCGCAGCAGCAAGGACAACCACCAGCGCCUAGCGUUCACUAUCAACAUCAGGGAGUAACCUAUUCGCAGCCUGUGCCUCAGGAGGCCAGUUGCCACAUAGCCGAUCACAUCCAAGUCAUAUUCGCUGGCUUCGCCGAGCAAUCGAAGGCUUCCGUCCUGCACAUGUCAUCGCUGUUUCAUGCCUUCACCCUUUGCCAAUUGUGGACUGUCUAUCUGGAGCAAAUGGCGCACAAUACCAACAGCAAUAUCGAGGGCAGCACUUUGGGUGUACUGUUCGAGUUCUGGGCCAAGGUUACUCCGUGCAUUCUACAGUUGGUCUCACAUGCCAAGCCGGCCAGCAAGGACAUGCAUGCACAGUCCAGUGCCGACUUUCAAACCCAGAGCGCCAAUGCUAAGCUGUCCGAAAUGGUUAAUUUGCACUUUUUGAGUCUAUUGGAGGCUCUCAAAGAAACCAAUUCCACGGUGCUCGGCAAAUUGCUGCCCAUGUGGAGUCCGGUGCUGUCCUCACAAACGCAGCUAUCGGAUACUUUGCACGUGCGUUUACAAAAUGUACGCGAUUAUGCACCCGACUAUGAGGAACAACAGGCACAUAAGUCGGAAGCUCUACUCAAAUGGCUGCAACGCCUCCAGUUUAAAAUGGGCCAGAUAGAGCUGCAAGCCUCGACAGCCACACAGUUCUAUUCGAUUUAA